AAUGCUGGACUUCUUGAACAAAUAAACUUCACAGUAAAUAUAAUUGAGUUGGUUGGUAUGUUUUUGAUUAAAAAUGUCACAUCUGUUGACUUAACCGAUACUACUCCUCCAUCUACACCACAACCCAAUUCAUCACAUACUCCUUCUAAACAUAGACGACCUUGGUUAGAACAUCAAAUUAUUGACAAUAAAAAUUUUAUGUUUUGUACUAUUUGCCAAAAAGCAAAAGGUAAUAGUUUAUGGGCAACAUCAGGAUGUGAUACUAUGAAAUUAGAAUUUGUUAAAAGAUACGAAAAUUCAGUUGAAUACAAAAAUUCUUUGCAAAUUCUUAAUCCAAGCCAAACUGGUAUUAAAGAGGAUGUAAAUCAAAUGUUAAGAAUGAGCAUGGAUAGUGUAGUUACUCAAAUGCGCAAUAUUUAUUUUUUUACUUCACAAAAUAUUGUUAUUAAUAUUUAUCCUGAUUUAGCUAAUUUAGUUAAUUAUCAAAAAGAACAUCCUACUUCUAUGUUUAAACAACAAAAAACAUCUAGAUCUAAUUAUGCAACAUAUACAAAUAAAGUUAAUGGACAUGAAUUAUUAGUAUUUUUAACCCGCCCAAUUGAAGAAGCAGUAAUUAAUGAAAUAAAAUCAUUAUCAUGUUGGAGUUUAUUAGUAGAUGAAAGAAUUACUGCAGUAUCUGAUACUUCUACAGAAUCAUUACUUGAAGUAAUUGAUUCAUUUAUUUUACAAAAAGGAUUACCUGCAAAUAAAUUAUAUCAUUUAGGAAGUGAUGGGGUGUCAAAUAUGACAG
This is a messenger RNA of Funneliformis caledonium, 790 nucleotides long. The record is from the annotation of a GenBank genome assembly. Lineage: Eukaryota; Fungi; Glomeromycota; Glomeromycetes; Glomerales; Glomeraceae.